CGGAACAGGGCAUGAUGUGCCAUGACGGCCAGAGUGAAUUGCUAAAUAUUUAGACUCUUCGUUUAUGUGAAUUCAAACCUUGACUUCGACGUUCCGUUUCGUCAUGUCCCGUCCUGCUGACGACCUGUGUUGUCAUUUUAAUUUUGAAAUACACUGUGGAAUGUUUAGACAUUCCGUUCAGACAAGUGUGAAUCAGCCUUAAAUACGAUUUUACCUUGAAAUAAUCGGUGUUUACCAACGAGUUUAAUUUAGUGUCUUCGGUGGUUUCGUCUAAGAUUCUCGUCCUUGGUUGAGACAGCUGUGGAGUUCAAGCUGACCAACAUUGGAAAAUGACAGCUGGGAAGUUCGUCGGAUGCGAAUAUCGUUGGUGUCACAUUUGCGCAACAGGUAAACAAGAGAGAUGUAGUUUUGUGGGGGUCGGGCAAAAUGAAAACAUUUUGGGAGUUUGGUGUAAAUCAUGAACGAAACGUGUGACCACCUCAUCAAAACCAAAAUCUCGUCAGACUAUCUGAAAUUAGUAGAGCUGUUGUAAAAGUGUCGUAAAAUGUGAUUUUCGUGGCAUAACUGUUUUUGUGUCCGCGACGCGAACCGUGAGUCAUACAUCCUUUCUUUGCUUGUUAGCGAGUAACAUGGAUAUCCCAAUUCCAAAACCUAGAAGAAACCCACAGUUAAAACCAAGUCAGGACGAGGCUCCUAAAAAGCCAGUCCCUUUACCAAGACAAAGACAAGGAAAGGGUUCUGACUGUGAUAGCAGUGAAACGGAUAAUGUGACAGCAGACAGAAGUAUGAAACAUUUAGAUCGUUCUCCGUCGAAGCAGCCGUCUUCGAGGUCCAUAAGGAAAGAAAUUGAAGCUGCAUCGGAAGCAGUACGGGAGAAAGGAAGGACAGCAUUUGGUAAUACGAAGAAUGCAAGCUUGAAACUGGAAAAAUCGUUUCGUAGCAUUGGCAAAAGAUUAACAGUGCAUUCUCUUGGUAAAAACACUGAUGUCGGUGUGGAAGAACCUAAAGUAGAGAGGAGUCAUUCACUUCCUGCCGAAAAUAUUUUUCAGUCAAUUUCUUUUAAGUCACCGUUAGUCGCGGAUGAUUCAGCUGAGACAUUAGUUAACCUAUGUGAACCAAAUGAUGACGAUUUUCAGUCAUUUAACGCGCCUCCACCCAUAUAUCCCCCGCCCCCAUUACCUGAUGAGUCUGUGUAUGAUGAAGUUCAGUCGGUGUUGAGCCAUUCAAGUGUAGCAGAUGAGGAAUGUAUCAGAUGUAGUAGUGCAGCAUCUUGCCCAGACAGCGCCUCUGUUUAUGAGGAGGUAUCAAUCUCAAAUAGAAGAAUUGUGACAGCUAAAAGUAUGUUGGGAAACAACGAUGUUCAGGCGGCACUUAGAAAGUUGUCCAUAUCUGAUACAUUGCCAUCAUCUGAUUCAUCAAAAUGUUCAGAGAUGGCACUUGACAGUAAGUCUAGACAUGACAUUGCAAGCAUUUUUGACGAGAGCCUUGUCAGCGGAAGAAAUUCUGUUAGCAACAGUAGUAUAUCACCGUCAUUACUUAGUGAAUUAGACUUGUCAGAAUAUAAUACUAGCCCUGAAGAAAUCUUUGAAGAUGACCGAUACAGUUGUUCUAUGCAGUCCAAUGUAUCUAGUGCUUUCAGUGUUCAGAAUGAACUUUAUGAUAAGUGGGAACCAGAUCUACUGUCAAAACCACCAGGAGAUUUAUUCAGGAAAAAAGGAGAAACAAGACGUGCUGGUUUACCAGCAAAUUCAGUAAUAUAUGAAUUUGAUCCCUUGUUUAAAAGUACUCCUGACUCAAAGAAUGCUACUGACAUUGAGUUUCAGUCACUGCUGCUGGGUGAUGCAACAGCUGUAGCAACAGAUUCACCAUAUGGAAAAAUUAACAGAGUUAUAUAUUCUACAAUUCCUGAAGCCCCCAAGGACUGUCCCCCUAUUCCACCUAGGAGAUCAGACUCUGUUACUGUCAAUCCUAAAGUAACUGGUAGUAUUGUUAUUGAUGACAGUGUUAUACAACAAGAUUAUCAGAAUAUAAGCAGGAAUGUUCCUGCAUCAAUAGAAACUGUAUUGAUAGUUGACCAAGCACCAGAGGGGAGAUCUGUGGAUGACUCUGUUUCUCAAGUAGUCAGUACACCAGUCAAAUCAAGAAAAUCAUUGGUAAGGUGGUCAAGCAUGAAAAAUGCUAUGAAAUUUGUGUCAGACUCUUCCUGGUCACCCACUCUCACAAGACGUAACAAUAAACUUGAGAAGACAAAAAAGCAAGAAGCUUCUUUGUUUUAUGAAACUGAUUCACAGGUGGACCUGGAACCGCCAUUAGUGCAACCACAGAUGUCUAAGUUGCACAGUGGGCUCUUGUAUAGGUUAAACAGCAAAAAAUCAAAUGAUUAUGUUGAACGCUGGUGCAGCUUAGCAGAGGGGAAAUUAUCCACUUAUAUGGACAAAAGUAUGAUUGCCGUUAAAGAUGUAAUUCAGCUGGCAAGUGUUAUGAGUAUACAUGUUGUUUUGGACCACAAGAUAAGCUGUGAUGGUGAUUGUUUUGAAAUCACGUUAGUUAAAGGCCAGUCCAAUACAUUUGGCACCUCUGGAUCUGCCGAGCGCCGCAUAUGGAUGCAGAAAAUAUUAGAAAGUAUUACUUCAGUUUUUCCUACAAGGAUCACAGCAGAGUACACACGAGCAGGAUGGUGUUUCUUAAAGGAAGGUAUUAAUGGGAUAUGGCACACUGGAUGGAUUUUAAUUACUGAGAGAACACUUCUGUAUUGCAUUACCAAUGGUGCUGUUCAAGAAGCUGAUCUGCGGAAGGCAAGAUAUGUUGUUUUGCAACCAGUAGAAAAAGAUUCAGUUGUCCCACAAGUAUUAGAAAAUGGUCCUCUCGUGGUUGCUGAUUUCCACACAGGGCUAGCCUUGUACCUAAGAUUAAAUAUACAAAGUGAAGCAACAGCAUGGCAGAAAGCAAUUCACAGAGCAGCAGUUAAUAAUGGCUUGCAUCUCCAUGAGCAGCAACUGACUCGAGAUGAUGUUCCUGUUAUUGUUGACAAAUGCAUUAAUUUUGUAUAUGCUCAUGGAAGUUUGUCUGAAGGCAUAUAUCGACAUGCUGGAAAAAACUCAAAUGUUACACGGCUUCUUGCAUUAUUCAGAAAAGACGCAUGGCAUGUUCACCUUGCCAAAACUGAUUUUUCAGAGUAUGAAGUUGCAACAGUCUUGAAGCGAUUUUUCAGAGAGUUACCUGAAUGUCUUUUCACUGCUGAACUUCAUGAUCAUUUAUGUGAAAUUGCUGCUGGAAAAUAUGGAAGGGAGCGCACCACUUGGUACAGCAGGGUCCUCGAGAAAUUACCUCCAAUAAAUUAUGUAACUGCUCGAAAGUUGGUUGGCCACCUCUAUUUUAUACAUGAACAGUGUGAAAAAAAUCGAAUGCCAGUUGAUAAUUUAGCGGCUAUUUGGGGACCUACGCUCAUGCAUGUGGAGUCUGAUGACACACUGGAUGCUUCCCAGGCUGAAGUUUCUGUUGUGGCAGAUUUAAUCAGGCAUUAUCCAGAACUGUUCAGGGUUGAUAACGAGGAACUGCAACGGGAGAAACGCAUGCUUGAAAUCCUAGAGCGCUACCACCACAGCAAUAACAACAUGUCUGUGAAGCAGACAGGAGAAUUUAAAGUCUGGAUUCAUUUAGAAGCAAAAGAUUCUGGAAAUUGUGUUAGUGUAACGAUUGGCCCACAGAAAUCAGCUGGUGACAUUUGCAUGGAAUUAGCCAGCAAAAUGAACUGGCCUGGGCACAGACUUGUUCUUGAGGAAGUGAUAUGUAAUGGUGAACUGACAAGACCUUUACACUACACAGAAAAGGUCCUUGAUACUGUUCUAAGGUGGGGAUACUGGGACGAUGCUGAUCGCAAAGAUAACUGUUUGGUGCUGUGCAGGAACACAGUUUUGGAGGAAGUAGCUCCUCUUGCAAAACCUCCACUUUCAAUGUGUGGUGAACUAAAAUUUGCUGACCGGAAAAAUAAGUCAUUCAAGAACUUUCUGUUUGAGUUUAGUCAAGCUAAACUUUGCUAUUACAGGGAUAAAGAUGGCUCCAUAAAAAUAAAUGAAUGGAAAAUUGAAGAUAUUGUAUGGUAUGUUGGACAUGAAUCAAAACGAAAUCCACAUAUGAGGUGGGCAAUAACUUUUGUGGAGAAAAAUGGCAAAAGAAAUCGGUCAAAAGAAACUCCGUAUUUUGGAUACACAAUUGCUGGUUCAUCCCGUGAAGAGCAGCUGCGUUGGAUGGCAGCUAUGUUAAUAGGUGAAUAUCCACAAGGAAUUUUGCCUUCACCUAUGCUGUUAGAAUAAAUUGUAAUCAUAUUAUCUGGGUACUGUUUUUAGAAGGACUUCGUCUGGUAUUGUUGCCUUUCAAAACUUGAAAAGUCAAGUCUGCUUCUGUGACUAUAAUCAUUGUGGACAUAGAGCAUUCUUUUUAAUGUAAUCAAUGCAGUCACUUUGCUUGUAUGUUUUUUUUCUAAUUUUUAUCCCAAUCAAAGUGAUAUUUGUACAGUAUCAAUUUAGUGAUCACUUGCUUGGCAAGGAUGGAGAGGUGCACUUUUAACUUCAUUGUUAUGUAGAUAAUUUGUCAGUUUUUGGACAAUUUGUUGUCUUCACAUUAUUUUCAUUGUGGCUUGAUACUGAAAUGAACUGAUAUAAUGAACAAACAAUUUGUUUUUGAUGCUAGAUUACCUGAAAAUGGAAGUGUAUACCUCUUUUAUUCAUUGUAACAAAAAUGUGGAAAUUUUUUAUCUAAAUGAAUUCAUAAAAAUAUUACAUGCAUAAGAAUCACUGUUUAAUAUAUUUGGAAGAAAAUUAGAUAGUACAAAAAAAUCUGUGUAAUUUUCUUUUUAGUUAGUCCUUGAGAGAUAUUUUUGUAACUGGCUAUAUAUCUUGUAUUCUACAGAUAUGAUUAUUGGUUCCUGAGUUUGCUUAUCUUAUUUGUAAAAGACGUAUAAUAAUACUGACAAAUGAGCGAAACCAAUUUACAGUUGUAAUGAAUGUUUCUUCCUUAAUGAAUCUCGUGAUGAAAUAUAAGUUUUGUAAAACUUGUUUUUAUAUGAAUAUAUUGAAAUGUCAAAAAAUGCUGAAGCAAAACUUGUGUUUUUCCUGUAUGCAGCACGAUGAUGUGCAAGUAAGGAAGCUUAGCCAACAGUUUGUGAUGUGGCAGCUGUGGGGUUGUGAGUUUUGUCAUGACUUUAAGUGAAAAUUGUAUUAGACAUAUUACAUAUUGAGCACUUUUUCUCUUCAGACAAGUUCUCUCCAUUUGUGGUCAUCAUUGUUGUUUUUCCAUUGUCAGUACUGUCCAUGGGAUACGGCUCUUGAGAUUUUGUGCAGUUAUCCUGUGGUAUUUUCCAAAUUGCCUCUUUGUUUCUGUAAAUGUAGAGUCUGGUAGACUUUGUUUGGAGAACAAGAUAUAUGAUAUAGACAGCGAAUCUCUAAAGUUCUUUCAGCUAAUUGCUAAUGAGAAGUGUAGAAUGAGCCAGAUUAAUACAAUGCACUGUGUUUUAAAAGUGGGGCAUCUUCAUAUUUGCUGAAAUGUCCUGAUGCAAUUUUUUACCGUGUGACCACACAGUGUGAAUCUGUAAUGAGAAAUGUAUUUACAGUUAUAUACAUAGCCUCAGUCUCUAUUAUUCUUGCUUGAAGAAAUUAUUUUGCCAUCUCCCUUUCUGUGUAAAAUGUAAUUACAUUUUAGGAAAAAAUAAUGGUAUGUAAAAUUAUUGAGGUAUUUGUGAUAGCAAAUAGUGGUAUCGCAACAUUCUGGGUCUGCAUAUCCUCUUCUGUGUAUUUUGUUCUCUCUGUCAUAACUCUGAUUCAUAUAAAUAUUUACUAUUAGUAAUCCUGCUGCUCACCAUUUAUUUUGAAUCCUGCACUGGAUAAAUUUAGGUGGCAGUACUUUUCCUUUGUGUGAUGCCCUCUCAGUACAUUUUCUGCCGCCAGCCAGCUGUGUGUGUGCUUUCAAGGAAGGAGUGUGUUUCUGCUGCCUGUCGUACUUCAUAAAGCAAGUUAUCAUUCAAACAAAGAUGAGCUACUCACAAAGUUUCCUUUGUAUUUGGCAUCUACCAUCUUGCUGAAUACCUUUAAGUGGGCUCUAAAUGUUUCAAUGCAAGAACAAACACACUUCACUGGAGGAAAACAGUUUUAUGGUUUAUUUCUUAAGCACAACACACUAUGUGAACUAAUAAGGGGCUCAGUUGUGAGUUCUUCCAAUCCUUUUCUGUUCUGCAUAUAUUCAUGGAUUUUUCAGUUAGGCACCUUUCAUGUUUCACAUGUUAUCCUAUAAUUGUCUGUCAGUUAGUAUCUUCUUUUCUCCAUUAUUCUUUCAUUUAACAUAAUCAGUUAGGAUUUACAACAGUAAUUAGAAAAGCAUGGAAAUAUUACUACCAUUGUUUCUUCUAAGACAUGCAAGUCUUACGCUAUUCUGGGAGAGUGGCUUCAGUGGAGGUAUAACAGUGCCACUGACCUGGUAGCUGAAAUAUGAACAUCAGCUGGAAAAUGGAUAAAAAAUCAGGAUACAAUAAAAGAAAGAAACAACUGAUUAACAGAAAAAGAAUUUUGUAUUGUGUAUACCAGCUCGAUAAAAAUUAGGAAGUUCAUAACUUAUAAAUAAUUGCUGUGGUUAUCCUGUGAGAACUGUCAGAGUUGUAAAGAAAAUGUGGAACUUACAUGUGGGAAUUAGUACCUGAGAGUUAAUGGUUGUGCCAUGUUUGUUUAAACCACUAGCUAAUGUACGUUUCACAUGCCUCUCAUUUCUGUCUUUUUAAUGUCAAUGUCAGUUUUGUGAAGGAAUGGAAAUCUAUUAUGACAGCUUGUAUAUGUUGGACAAGUUUCAUAGCAGAAGUAAAUAGGUAAUGAAUUGGGAACCAGUGUUGCAGAAGAAACAGUAUUUUCUAUUGUAUUACUAUGAUGUUACUUAUUGAUUUUUAAAUAGCAUUUAACACUGAUACCAAGUAUCUAUGAAAUACAGAGUAUUUAAAUUAUAAGACUGUCUAUAAUACUGCUUAUGUUUCUUUCAAGGUAAUAGAUGUCAUAUUUUUGAAGUAUUUGAAUAUAUUGCAAAUAAUGAUUUCAUGUAUAUAGUGUAGCUUUUGUCAUUCAGAAAUGCUGUUCAUGAGACAAUGUGGAUCAGUUUAUAAUAAGCCCUAUUAGCAGAGCCUUCCCUCAGACAUGAAGGCUGUAUGUUAAAAUCCAAAUACAGGCACAAUGUGAUACUUUGGGGUACAAGUAUUCAUAAAUGGCAGCGCUCAACUGUCAUAUUCAUUUUUUAAAACUUUGUGUUGUCUUACCUUGUAUAAGACAACAAAGAGUAUAUGAUCAUGUGUAAUGAAGUAUGAGGAGCAGCGUAACAAUUAAAUGUUUAGUUGCAUUAAAUCAGUAAAUACAAAAAAGAUAUUUCCUCUUUAAUAGUGAACACCAAUUAGUGUUGCUGUCAUUCCAAUGUAUAAAGCUUGUGCAGUGUUCUCUAUGCUGUGUGUAUCAGCUUCCUGCUGUUAUCUUACUAUACAUGAUGGUUAACUGGUAAUAUAGAGCUACAGAAAUUUUAGAACUGGUGUAAAUAUAUCAUGGACUGUUUCUUUGUAUUAAAUGUUAUUUUUCAGAAUUUUUAUAUUUUGUAUAAAGACCAAACAUAUUAUUCUCUUGAGUUGUAAUUUGAAACAAAUAAAAAAUAUACCUCUAUUUUAGUAUAGUACUUAAAAGCAGAUUUUAUAUGUGUAAAUAAUGUGUGGAAAAGAAUUCUAAAUUUUUAAGCACUUUUACAUUACAAUUUGCCUCGUAUAGAGUGCCUCAUAUGAUUUACUAUAAUGAAACAAAUACAUUCUUUGUUUACUCAUUGGACUCAUGUGUCGUCUUUUGCUUGGAAAGUUUUAAAUUAAUGAAAGUGUUGUAUGUUAAAUAUAUUUUUGGCAAGUACUUGUGCAGUGGCUGCAGAAUUUGGAGAACUUACCAGCAUUCCAUUGUAUUUUAAUAAUGUUCAUCCUUUUGCCAGAAGUUAUUCCAUGGUAGGUGGAAAUGUCCUUGCCGGAGGUGCUCAGACCCACUUCUUAUACUUUGGUAUUAAUAUAGCCCAAAAUUUUUAAUACUGUUUUAUGUAAAGAAACAUUGUUUAUGAUUUUGUAGAUUUAAUGUCUGGUGGUAUAACAUUUUUUGCAUAUUUACUAGUGGCUGAUCAUAUUGUCAGUCCACUGACAACUUCUAAGAUAAAAUUUAAAUUCAUAAAAGCUACUUUCACAAAAUAUGAUCUUAUUCCUUAUGUAGAAGGAAUUUCUUGUGGAACAUAUUAAGAACAGCAAAAAUGUCAGAUGGCUUCUUAUUUUGUGAAAAAUGAGACUGUAGACUUUGAAUAUGCAUUUAGCACAAUGAUAUUGUCACAUUUGCAUGAUGAUUUUUACAGUGUUUUUGGGUUGGAGGAUAUAUUUUCCAACCAGGCAUUUCUAACUAUUCAGAAAGUCGCGUCUUCCAGCUGCACACUUUUAAAAUAUUCUGACAUACAUUUACAAUGAUAUUCAGAUAAAAUACAAAUGCAAUUCGUGAUAAAAUUACUGCAAAUACAAAAGUCUUAUAUCUUUUUCUACAUGCAAAAUAUGGGACCAAAGAAUUCAGCUCAGCUUUCAGGGCUGUGGGGGAAGUCAAGACAUUUUGCUUCCUGAGAGAGAGAGAGAGAGAGAGAGAGAGAGAGAGAGUGUGUGUGUGUGUGUGUGUGUGUGUGUGUGUGUGUGUGUGUCAUCGGCUGUAGGCAUUUGGAUUUCAAUGAAAGUUUAAGAAUUUAACACUGUGCAUGAGCUUUCAGAAUCCAAUAUCUGAUUUUUAGAGAUUAAUUGGACAAAGUUGAAGAACUAAAGUCUGCAAGGUGUGUGUGGGGUUGGGGGUGGGGGGGCAGGGCAGCGGUUUGAGCAGUUUGCACACCCUUCCAGUGAUACUGAGUUUUCGUGUGAUUUAUGCAUUUCUUUAUCACCUUGUAUUGUCUUCUGUUAUGCCUCUGCUUUUUUCCAUCAUGGAGGAGUAUUUCAAUAAUACAAAAGCUCAAAACUUCUUGUUUUUUUAAAUCUCCACACUUCGACCUUCUAUUUCAAGAACAUCACUUUUGUCUCCUGUUUUGUAAUUUAUAACUUCUGUUUUGGAUUUUACUGUUUAGAUUUUAUAUUAUUUGUGUUAUUUAUUAUUUAGAUGUGAAUGAACAGAAGCAUUCUUAAUUCAUUAUUUUGAAACUUCACAACAAUGUUUAAAUAACAGGAAAUUGAUCUGUAUUGUAAUAUCCUUUGAAGGCUCAUUCAUUAUAACUAUAAGAGAUUUUGUGCUUUAAAAAGCUUUUUUCAACUGCAGUCUCUUUUUUGGUGCUUUUAGUAUUUGUAAAUUUGUUAUAUUCUCAGUAAUUUCUAGUCAUGUCACUGGCACAUUUCUUUAAUUAAAUUUAUAUGAUUGAUUGUGUCUUAAUGGUGUAUUUAAAUAAAGAUUUUUUU
Messenger RNA from Schistocerca gregaria, 9460 nucleotides. It is a transcript of the gene RhoGAP15B, whose product is annotated as arf-GAP with Rho-GAP domain, ANK repeat and PH domain-containing protein 2. The coding region runs from base 630 to 4313 and encodes 1227 amino acids. The transcript has 12 exons. Gene Ontology annotation, biological process: signal transduction. The record is from RefSeq and is a predicted model, not a curated record. NCBI's taxonomy places the organism in Eukaryota, Metazoa, Arthropoda, Insecta, Orthoptera, Acrididae.